Molecule: messenger RNA, 942 nt
Organism: Capsella rubella
Lineage: Eukaryota; Viridiplantae; Streptophyta; Magnoliopsida; Brassicales; Brassicaceae
Product: serine/threonine-protein kinase fray2
Exons: 5
Coding region: 24-401 (125 amino acids)
Source: RefSeq, a predicted model, not a curated record
AUUUUGCUCUGUUUUUCUCAACAAUGGCGGCUUCUUCUUCAUCUUCGUCUUCCUCCGACGUCUCCUCUGAUUCUUCAGACUCUCAUCGCCGCAGUAGAGAUCGCCGUCGUCGCCGUAGAAACGACCGUGACAGAGACUCGCUCAAGGUACGUAAGAAGAGUCGAUCCACCUCCAAAAAGCGCCGUAGACGCCAUCACUCCUCCGAUUCAUCUGCUUCUUCUUACUCCGAUUCCUCCGGAAGUGAGAGCUCAGAUAGUGAGCACGAGAGGUCACGAAGGCACAAGAAGCAUGAAAAGCCAAAGAAGGCUAAGGAUAAGGAACGAAGUAAGAGUCAUCGUCAUAAACGGCAUAAGAAUAGAGACAGGAAGGUGAGCUAUUGUUUCUCAUUACGUCUUAGAUAAGUUUUCAUCAAGAUAACAAGUUACUUAUAAUACUUCUUUUUGCCUUUCUCUGUGGCCUCUUCGAACUUGGAGCUGGGGUUGGUGACAUGAUAAACUGGGGACUUUUGUGUGUUUUCUUUGUUUUUUAUUUUUGGUCCUGGCAUUGUGAGUCUUGUUUAGAAAGGGGAAGGAGAAGGAAGCAGCGGUCCUGUUAAACUAUCAAAGUUUCUGAGUCGUGACAAAGACAAUGGUGAGCGUAGAAGUGCUGUCUCAGGGAAAAAGAUUCUGCUGAAGGUCGACAAGUCCAAAGAGGACAAAGCUGCAGAGAGCAAAAGAAAUGAACUGCUUAAGUUCUUGAAUGCAAGUUUCGACUAGUUUUUUGUGUGGAAUUUGUCUCCAUGACAAAAUCUCAACAACAACAAGAAUGUAAGAUGUUAUGUGAUCAGAUUCUAGUUUGUGUAUCUGUCCGGUGAGUCAGAUUCUUGUUUUGUUUAUUGGGAGGACGAAUAUGUAAUGGAUUUGAGUUAUUAUUAUAAGCCUUUUGAACUUGUUUCUUGAUUUC